This is a messenger RNA of Tremella mesenterica DSM 1558, 6858 nucleotides long. RefSeq lists its product as uncharacterized. The record is from RefSeq and is a predicted model, not a curated record. The transcript is spliced from 9 exons. The coding region runs from base 1 to 6858 and encodes 2285 amino acids. Lineage: Eukaryota; Fungi; Basidiomycota; Tremellomycetes; Tremellales; Tremellaceae.
AUGAACCGGCCAUCCGGGCAGGUUAAAGCCGUCCUUUCAACUUCCGUCGGAAGUGGAAGCUAUGACGGAAUCAAUUUAUGCGGGGCCACUUUUGCACUACUCCCUUCAAUCACAGCUUUGGUGAAUUGUACCCAUAUCAUACUGCAUAUAUUUCUCAUCUUUGGGGACCGCUCGGUAGCUGGUAGCUGGUCCUCAGCCAUCGUGGAGGAACAAACCGUCGAGAUGAGAGAACAUACUUCCGACCAUGCGGACCAAGAUACACUCACUAUGCAUCCUCUCAAACGUCAUCAUCCGGACCAUGAACACCUGCUUCAAGGUGAGAUCGACCGACUGUCUAUUUCCUGUGAAGAACAUGAGAGACAGAUCAGAGCUUCCAAGUCAACUAUCGAACAUCGACUGUUCGUUGACUUCUACGGAAUGUUCAACGGUCUCACUUCACAAGAUAGAGAAGCUAUCAACCUGAUCGAUACUCUCCAAGAUACAGUCCGUACCAUUCCAGCUCAACACUCACAACGUCUAGCUGGGAUAGUUUCAGCUCGUAGGAAAGACGUUGAAACAAUGCGUCAUCGGCUCACACCUUGGAAAGAGUUCCUCAGACCUGGUGAUCUCAAAGAAGAGGAUAGGAAAGGAGGGAUUGAACGUGUGACUGGACCGAGGGAUGAAGCUGGGGAUGCUUUGAGAAAGAUGGAGAGGUGGGCUGAGGAAGUGGAAUCAUACUACGAAAAGGAGAUUGAUAGAGAACGAACCAAUAUACAACUUUCCACCUGGAGACGAAGGAUGAUAUUCCGCGUAUCAGGAUCGUAUGGUUUGAGCUACGAAGAACUGCAAGAUAGAGGUGACCCGUUCAGAGGUCCGAGACCUGGAGCAAGGCAGGUGUUUUUACAGAGCGAAGCGACCGAUCUACCCAGGCUGGACUCUGUGAGGGAUCUGACGGCGAGAAGGAGUUCAUCAAGGAUUUCCUCAGCACGAAGGGAUAUCAAAAACUCCAAAGAGGGUACAUCUAAAGAAAACUUACCGGACGACCCACGUAAAGACACUUCCCCCCGUCGAGAGAGAAUCGACGAAAAAGCGGAAUACGACAUCCCUUCUCCUUCUGGUAGUGCGCAUUACCUAUUCCCUACCAUUCCUUCAGUCACAUCUUACUCCACCGGACUGAAUCUUCACUCUCUCGGUCUAGCUGGGGUAGGGCUGAACGUCCCUUACUCGAGUCAACAGAAUUUAGUAGGACUUGCUACUGGAUCAGUUCGGUCCAGUAGUAUCAAAUCGACGACUUCAACGAUUCUUUCAUCUUCCGCUUCUGCACUUCAACCUUCCAGAUAUCGUCCCAGUACAGAAACAAUACAAUCGUCAGGAUCUAUUCGAGAAGGUCCCCCGAAAAGACCACCAAGAUCGCUUAGUCGCGCAGCUCAGUCAACGCCCGACAAGAAGGAGAUACUUGACCACGAAGAGAAAGAAAAGAGAAUUGUGGGAGCGACCAAAGUGUCAAGUAUGCGGACUUUGAAGAGACAACCUAGCGUCUCUGAUUUGUUGGUGGGGAGAAAAGUGACGGGUGGAGAUGCUAUCGAGGGAGGGGGAUUGAGGGUACAAAUAGAAAAUGGCUGGCAGAGCGUUUUGGGGGAGGUACCUAAUUGGCGUUUGGACAACACAGGGGAUACUAAGACCUCUCAUUCGGAACUCAUAAGCCCUAAAACGGUUAUUCCCCCGCAACCAUUUCCCCAGUCUCAACCCACUCUGAACAUCUCCGAUUCUCAAUCACAACUCUCGUACCUCCGCGACUCCCCACCGCAGAAAACCCAAGCCACUACCUAUCACACCCAUUCCCAACCCCAAGAUACUCGUGAUUCUCGUCGAUCAAUCGGUGCGCGACAUCGGAGUUAUACACUGACAGGUAAUCAAAAACCUUCGCAUUCUCAAACUUCCACUCCAUCUCAAAUAUCUCCCCAACCCCAAAUAUCACCCAGUCUACCCCCAGUUGAUUUUGGUGAUCCUCUCUCCGUAUCCGUUCUCAUACCUUCACCUUCCUUCUCUCAUUUAGAUUAUUCAGUAGCUUCUUCUUCACCUGCUUCUCAAGGUCAAGGAAGAACACCGAGGUUUUCACGACACGGUAAUGGAUUUCAAGCUCGUAUGUCUGUUCAAACCAGUGGUGCGAAUCAGGAAGAUGAUUCGCGGAAUACACGACAAUCUAUCUUAGCAUAUCUCAGACCUAAAAGGGCUUCUGGAGUUUUGGAAGGUGAAUCAAGACAUAGUUCCAAUUCAUCAUAUCGAUCAAUGAAGUCUCAGUCGUCAAAACAUUCAGGUUGUUCCGUCGAGUCGGGGAGAGAUCCCAGGGAAUCAAUGUCAAUGGCUAGAUUCAUUCACUCAACUGCGGCAACCAUCGAUUUCGAAAAGAAACAAGCCCCAGGAAUGUCGAUAGGAUCAGGGAAUGAUCGAAACGCUUCAAUUCAAUCAUACAGCACAUCCAUCGAAGUAGAGAGAAAGAGAGUGGAGCAGGGUUUAGCAGAAGGAAUCAUUUCUUCUGUAUCUAUGUCUCGAGACGGUAUGACGAAUUUCGAAUCUGCAAGGAAAAUCGCUCUUGAAGAUGCUCAACGUCGUUUGAUGGGACAUCAUCAACCCGUUCAAACGAUGGUAAAGCCAAGAAAAAGGAGUCAAAGUUUAUCUGCUAAUCGAACCAUAAGAGAAAUGUCAAAUGUGGAAGCCAUACCGGAAUUACCAAAUUCAUUGAGGACUUCUCAAACUGUGAUAUUAGGACGUUCACCAUUUCAUUCGAACAUAUCUGAAUCGCAUCCUUUCCCUCCUUCUCUUAAAAUCAAUCAUCCUAACAGUCCCGCUAGAUCUCCUCGACCAAUGACGGUAGCCUCUUCCAUCGUCUUGGAAUCUCCUAAACCUUUAGACCGAACACAUGUUUUGAAUGGAGGUAUAAAUAUCGAUUUAGGUUCAAGAUAUGGUACACCUUCACCACUUUCUCCCAAUAAUAGGUUUUCUGCCACUUCUCACAGAUAUGGAGAUAAGGAUACCAACAGAAGACCUUUACAUCCUGCAUUAGCAAUGGAGAUGCCUCGACAAAGUUUACCUGCUUCUUCCACAAUACAUAAUGCGACGGAAUUACCUACACAAGCCGCCUUUGCAAUACAAAACUUAUCCCAGAUUUCAAUCCUCGCUCCAUCCACAAUCUCAACUCCUUCUGCAGAUUGGAACUCGUCAGAAAGAUCAGGAUCUCCUAGUAGUUUACCAAGUAGUCUAGAAGCAGAAGCGGUGGAUCUUACUGUUGUCCCUCCCAAAUUGAGAUCGAAUUGGAAACGACCUUUCUCGAAUCAUCGAACACAACCUCAACCUUUUCAUCCUCAUGGUGAGACAGAUGCUCGCUCGCUGACCAAUCAUCGAGUUCACCCUCAACAUAUAAACCACCAUACCGAGAAAGAACCCAUUCAUAGACAGAAUGAUGGAUCAGAGACGGGUAAUGACUUCGGUCUCGAUGGUAGAGACGAGAUAGGUGAUGGAAGAAUGAGAAGAAGUUCUUCGAUGGAUAGAAUCAAGAGUCCUAAAUCGGUUAUCAGACAGUCAAAGACUAUGUUACCUGGGGAACUUCGGAAGGCGUAUGCGGAAGCUUCAACCUCUGCUCAUCGUCCCGAGAAUAUACAACCACAGUCCUUCUCGACAAUGGAAUUGUCCGGUCUGCCACCCACUCUGGUGAGAGAGGGACCUGAUCCGGUUCAUCGAUCCAAAGUUCAUGAUGAGGUUGAAUAUAAGGAAUCUCCGAGAAAAUCAAGACCUUCAUACAUACAGACCAAACCUUCUCCACCUCGUAUAGCAUCUUCAGGAAGUCGGAAGGACCUGAAUACGAAAUCACCUAUGGUACCUAACUGUAGAGAAUCGUUGUUAGGUCAAGGAACAGAAAGAAGAAGAGGUUUCGGAACUUUUUGUUCACCCCCAGAAGCCAUCCCGAUUUCUCCUAUAUAUCCAACUUCCUCACAAAACUUCUCACCCGACCAUACCAGUGUAUCCGAUUCGCCCAACAUCAGUUUCACACGAAACCAAAAUCAGAAGCUUUCUCCGAAGAAUCGAAACCAGGUUGAGUCUCCAGCACAAUCUCAACCUGACAUUCUUAGUGCGGAAUUCGGGGGAAAGUUGCAAGACAAACAAAGUCCGGUGAAUUCAAUAGUAACUCCAAAGACUACAGUACGAUCACCAACUUUAGUAUCCGCUUCUUCCUUGAGAAGAGUGUUUAGUAAAUCUACUCUAUCCAGAUCAUUAUCUCAGGUAUUUCAUACGACUGAGAAACAUGAGAAGAACAAGGAGAAAGUAGGUCAUGAUGAUAAAAAUAAGAAAAUGGAAAGUAUUUCUAGAUCUUUAUCUCAAGCUUUUGAUUGGACGGAUAAGUCUGAGAAGAAAAUUGAUCAUGUUGACAAGAAUGGAAAGAAGAAAUUGGAGACCAUUUCUCGAUCUUUAUCUCAAGUUUUUGAUCGAACGGAUAAAUCCGAGAAGAUAAAAGUUGAUAAUAAUUCCAAAAAUGAACAAAAGGUGGAAAGAGGAAAUAAGAAUAAGAUGGUCAGUCUUCCUUUGGAAACAUUGAAAGAAGGUGAAGAACGUAUUUGGAGAGAAAAGUUGUUGGAAGAAGCAGUAGGACAUAGUUAUUCAACUCGAAUGAUUCGACCUAUGGACCAUUCCAUAUCUUUCGAAACCUCUCAACAUUUAGAGAAUUCUCAUUUUUCAGAAGAAACGAAAGGAUCAAAAUCAUCACCUCAACCGGAAGAUUCUCGUAGGACUAAAGUAGGUACUUAUCAAGAUGAUUCUAUCGUUUAUCAGGAUUCACCGAACGAAUCCACUGUGGGAAAGACUCUUCAACAUCAACAUCAACUUGAGAAUGAAGAUACUAGGUAUUUGGAUAAUACCAACGAAAGGAUUAAACGUGUUGUGGAGAAUAUAAAACAUAGUCCAAAGAAAAGACUUCCUAUACCUAUUUUCGACCAUGAUCUGAGUUCACAUAGGGCCUCAAAUGAGGAAGAAGAUGUUCAGUAUGAAGUUCAAUCUGGAAUCAAAGAUAGAUUGUCACUUCGAGAUAGUAGACACGGCAACGAGGAAAAUGACCAACCGUUUGUUACAGAUAAGAAAUCCGGUCUAGUGGGAUCGGAAAGUACGCCCAAGUUGAAUCAUGGACCUGAAAGAUUUAUCGACCGUCCUCAAGGAGAUACCGGGCGUGAACAGUAUAUCGACCAUUCCGAAUUUGAUAUCGGAUUAGAAACAUAUAUAAACCCACUUCCACCUAUCUCAAUGGCAAGUACUGGUAAAUCACAUUACUUGAAAGCCAAACAUGUCAAUUUAUCUCUCCUCCCGUCUCCACAACUUGCAUCACCAAAUUCAUCACCGUCAAUGGUAAAUACGAAAUCUCCGAAAUUAUCUAAUGGGAUAUUAAAAGCUUUACCUUCUGUACCGGGUUUAAACGUGUUGUCAACCUUGACCAAAGCAUCUUCUCAACACCAAGACCAAAACCAAGAUCACAGUUUGGUUCGGUCUCAACAAUCACAACCGAAUUUGAGUUCAAAUGGAAAGGUCCAAAAGUUGAGUGUGUCUUCACAGAUUCUAUCUUCCAAAUCUUCUCUUUCUCAAUUAAGAAUGAAUCGAAAAACGUCACAAUUCGAUCCGACAAGGAACCGAGAAAACAGAUCCGCCUCCAGUGGAGAGAGAGGAAUGGAUGGGUCGGAUAGAGGGAAAGAAAAUCACCAAGAUGAUGGUAUCAAUAAGGGGGAUUCAGAAUUGGGAAAGAAAAAGAUCUCCAAGAAGAAAUCUUCACUUCGAUCCAAUAAAUUUCAUCCGGCUCAAGAAGAUAUCCCACCUCUUCCUGAUCUUUCCACCAUGACAAAAUCAAUGUUCAACAGUUCUUCCAUCUCUCAAUCUGGAUAUUUGAACUCACUAGACGCAGAGUCGGAAUGUAUACCCUCUAUCCCUUCUGUCCAAUCCGUUUCGUCUGUUCCCUCUAUUCCUCCUGUGCCGUCAGUAUCAUCUAUCAUGCCGAAAACGAAGAAUGACAAUCACACAAGACCUACCACCGGUCUAGGUUUAGGUUUAGGUUUAGGGAUUGAUCUUCCUUCUACAUUCGGACAAGCAAUCGACCGUGAAGAAAUAAAAGAGGACAAGACAGUCAAUGAUGAAGAUUUUGAAGGUAACAGAGGAGAUGGAAAGGAUGAAUCUCAUUCCACUUAUCAUCGUUCCAUCCUCCCUUUUUUAUCUUCUGAUCCUUCGGAAGAUUCUUCGUUUCGUCUUGGUCGAAAGACCAGGUCGACCAUACGGUCUUUAAAGUCGACUUUGGGUGUUGGGGAGAGGGAAAAAAGGGAGGUAUCCUCUGGUUCUGGGUCGGUAAGAAACGUAUCUCAGUCUGAUGGAUUGAUACGAACGGGCAAAGUUGACACUACGGAAACAAGGGAGAAGAAUGAUGAAUCUCACUCUGGGAGUUUAUCUAUGGAAGGAAAGAACCUAACAUUGAUGGAAAGUAGAAACCGAUCUAGAUCAGGACAAUCUUUAGUCGAAAGUAAAUCUAAUAUCGAUAAGAUGAUAGAAGGUAAAGAUGGUUUAAGAAUGAUCGAAGGUAAAACCGGUUUGAAGAGAAAGAAUAAGAAAGAUCCAAUGGUAUUUCAAAUGUUGAGUCCUAUAAGUUCUUCAACACCACGAGAAGUACUUGAAGAAUUAGCCGUCAGAGGGGAAGUAGAAGGUCCUACAGAGAAAAGAGAUAGGAUGAAAAAGUGGAUGAACGAAGUUGAAGAGAGAGAAGAAUAUGUUAGGUUCGAAGAGGAUGUUAGGAGGUUUGUUGAUGGUGAGAAAGAAAGGAUUAGAAGGAUUGGAGGGAGGGUUAGGGGGGAGGAUUGA